Messenger RNA from Pterocles gutturalis (yellow-throated sandgrouse), 402 nucleotides. Its product is annotated as protein cornichon homolog 3. Lineage: Eukaryota; Metazoa; Chordata; Aves; Pterocliformes; Pteroclidae. The record is from RefSeq and is a predicted model, not a curated record. The annotation marks the transcript as partial. The transcript has 5 exons. Gene Ontology annotation, cellular component: dendrite; synapse. Gene Ontology annotation, biological process: regulation of AMPA receptor activity; vesicle-mediated transport.
AUAAUUGCCUUUGAUGAACUUCGGACAGACUUCAAAAGCCCAAUAGAUCAGUGCAACCCAGCCCACGCAAGAGAACGACUGAGAAAUAUUGAGCGUAUUUGCUUCCUCCUGAGAAAGCUGGUGUUGCCGGAGUACUGUAUCCAUAGUCUUUUCUGCAUAAUGUUUUUGUGUGCACAGGAGUGGCUCACACUGGGGUUAAAUGUUCCUCUGCUUUUUUAUCAUUUCUGGAGGUAUUUUCGUUGCCCAGCAGAUAGUUCAGAGCUAGCAUAUGAUCCACCUGCAGUCAUGAAUGCAGAUACCUUGAGUUACUGUCAAAAAGAGGCCUGGUGUAAGCUAGCUUUCUACCUCCUUUCCUUCUUCUACUAUCUGUACUGCAUGAUCUACACUUUGGUGAGCUCUUAA